Messenger RNA from Portunus trituberculatus (swimming crab), 2161 nucleotides. RefSeq names its product acyl-coenzyme A thioesterase 1-like. The record is from RefSeq and is a predicted model, not a curated record. The coding region runs from base 282 to 1733 and encodes 483 amino acids. Gene Ontology annotation, biological process: acyl-CoA metabolic process; fatty acid metabolic process. Lineage: Eukaryota; Metazoa; Arthropoda; Malacostraca; Decapoda; Portunidae. Gene Ontology annotation, molecular function: fatty acyl-CoA hydrolase activity. The transcript has 5 exons.
ACCAACAACAACAUACAGCUGUUAAAUACAAGUUCAUUAAAAGAGAAUCAAUAACAAAUUCAAUUAUCGGCAAUUUAGUCAAUGAUUCUGUAAUGAGGAUGUUGAGUGAUGCGUUCAUUGGUGAUUCUCAUACGACUGGUGAGUGGCGAGGGUGAACCAUUUCGUUCAGGCCAAGCGUAGUCACUGCCUGCCACCUACCUGCCUCUCUCCUUCCCGGUUUAGCUACGAGGGAGAACCCCAGUGAAGAGUAAGCAUUGUACUGUUGCGGUGUGAAGAGCGUGAUGAUUCUUCCUCAGACCAGAUUACUGUCAUCCUAUUGGUCUGUUCGCCUAAAAUCUGUGACAAAGUUAUAUGGAUUGCUCACUGGAAGCAUCAGAGGCAUAGCUUGUUCACCACAGCAAGCCAAUGAGCCUUGGAUAACUGUCACACCACGCAUCUGCCUCCACGAUGUUCCCACCACUCUCAAGGCAGGUGGUCUGUCUCCACACUCUCCAGUCACACUCUCCGCCAGCCUCAUCGAUGAGAAGGGUACAGAGUUCUGCUCCUGCGCCCACUACGUGACUGAUGGAGCCGGCAAUGUUGAUGUGCGGACUGCGGAAUCCGUGGGUGGGUCCUACGAAGGAGUGUUUCCGGCAGGAUUGCUCACCACACUGUCGCCUGCUCCACAUGAAUUCCAGUCCCACAGGCUUUUCCGUCGCGAUACCUCUCUGCCCUGGAAGAUCCAGGUGAGUGUCCUGGACGCUCACCAGCCACCAGGGACAAAGGCAGACGUGAUGGCAAAGGUCGAAAUGGAACGACUCCUGAUGGCCCCCGGGGUACGACGGCUACCUGUGCGCGAGGGGAGGGUGAGAGGGGCUCUAUAUUUGCCCCCAGGUGAUGGACCCUUCCCGGGGAUUGUUGAUAUGUUUGGUUCUAUUGGCGGACUGAUGGAAUUCAGGUCAGCUCUACUGGCGUCACGAGGCUUCGCGAGUUUAUCUCUGGCAUUCUUUGAUUACGACGACCUUCCUAGUACGACAGAGAACUUGGACCUGAGUUACUUUGAAGAGGCAGUGGAGGUGUUGCUGGCAGUACCAGAAGUCAUACCAGACAGGUGUGGGGCCGUGGCCAAUAGUAGAACUGGUGACAUACUCCUGAGUAUGGCUACGCUACUACCCGCUGUGAAGGCUGUGGUCGGUGUCAGCUGCUCCACCAUAGCACUUGGAUCUGCUCUAACCUACAAAGGCAAGGUCUUCAAGCAAGGCCUGAAUAUGGACGAAUUGACCCUAGAGCAAACUAAUAGAGGGCCCUGGGUCGGCAACCUUCAACAGUAUUUCACGACAGACAAUCCAGCUAUGAUCCCUGUAGAGGAGGCAGACGAGGAUACCCACUUCCUUUUGAUUGCUGGAGAAGAUGACCCUUGGGGAUUUAAACACUCUCUCGCUCCCUUCCGAGAACGGAUGCUAAGCAAUAACAAGCACAACUUCGAGACAAUUUUGUACCCCGGCACAGGUCACAUCAUAGAGCCUCCCUACAACACACUGAAUAACCAGUCCUUCCAUCGGCACCUUCCCAGCAAAGAGCACUUGACAAAAGGUAUAAUUUUUCAGUGGGGUGGAAAUGCUCAGGAAACAUGCACCGCACAGGAGGAAUUCUGGCACCGUAUGCGUACCUUCCUGAUGAACCAUGUGCAGGAUGAGAGUCCUUGGUACCAACACUACCUCACCCAGUACACCCCAAAUGCACCUCCAAACUAAAUGCACCGUCAUGUAGCCAUGAGUGUGAGUCAACCAUUCACACAAAGGUUUCCAUUAAAGGUAAUAUAGUAGCUUUGUACAAUAGAAAAAAAUAGAAAAAAAAAACGGUAUGUAACAAGACUAUGAAGGGCAAGGUGAACAAGACUAUCAUUACAAUGUACCACUUUUUUCCAGUGAUACACAUUCCAUGGCACUCUGAUGAAAAAUACUUCCAUUUCACAUCUUCCUUCUACCUUAUAAUCACGCACACUUUCUAAUAUUAUUCUCAACUUAAUUAUCUCACAAUUUUUUCUUGAAAUACUAUAACUUCACUCUUCAUAACAUAUUAUGGUAGUACACUACCUCUCAUCUCACUCACACACACACACACACACACACACACACACACACACACACACACACACACACACACACACACACACACACAU